Molecule: messenger RNA, 2752 nt
Organism: Pseudogymnoascus verrucosus
Lineage: Eukaryota; Fungi; Ascomycota; Leotiomycetes; Thelebolales; Thelebolaceae
Exons: 8
Coding region: 200-2416 (738 amino acids)
Biological process (GO): regulation of DNA-templated transcription
Cellular component (GO): nucleus
Molecular function (GO): zinc ion binding; DNA-binding transcription factor activity, RNA polymerase II-specific; transcription cis-regulatory region binding
Source: RefSeq, a predicted model, not a curated record
UCCCAAUCCCCCUCACAUUCAAUAGUCCGCCGUCGUUCCAGGAUAAAUAUUUGCGGAGCAAACUAUAUAUACGGCCUUGUGCGUUAACUUGCUGGCGGUAGUUAACAGCGACAGCUGUCCCCGUACUUCCGAUCCGGAUCGGAACAGGCUGUGGAUCGUAAUCUCGCCGGCCACGGAAGGCGCGGCCGCUGCAAAUGGGAUGGAUGAGCGCUCAGAGUCGGCUGAAGCUGCCAGCAAUUCUGGAACCACGAAGCAAGCUGCUUGUCUGAGCUGCAGGCGGAGCAAGAUUAGGUGUCACCGCGGCGCCGGGGACCCGAAGUGCAGGCGGUGCAACCAGGCCAAUUCGGAGUGCAUCAUUCCCAAGUACCAUCCCGGCCGCCAGAAAGGCGUCAAGAAUAAACGCACGGGGCUCGAGAAAGCUGUGUAUCGAAUUGGCCAAGCGAUCGCGCGGACAAAGGCAAAUGGCGGAGAGCUAGAGGAUGAACAAGCCGCGGUUAAUCUCCAGCACCUCUUAAGCAGUACGGUGGGAUUGUUGCCGAGAAGUACCAUAUCUCAAGAGCCAGCCCAAAGCCCGCAGAUGCAAGCUCCGACGUCUAUGCCGACACACCAUGGCAUCACUGUGACCACGAGUCCUGGUUAUCCCACACAUAACAAUGUGAGGGCGAGUCCUGGGUAUCCCCUACACAGAAGCCGCAACAACAACUAUUCUGUUGACGAUGCCGAGAACCCUCUACAACUUCUCGCAAGCGCCUCCGAUAUGGCCGUCUCUCCACCCGAGACAUUGGCAAAUACCCAAGCUCCCGCUAGCUCAGGGCCAUUUUGUCCAGCAAAGGAAGAUGAAGAUAAAGACCUACAAACAUUUUUUGGCCGGUUCAUUCCGAAUCUUGAUGUUAGUGAGGACAUUGACCCAAUUGAUAUGGGCUUCAUAACCAACGGCGAGACAGUCGCGCUCUUCAACUUCUUCUACCAGAAUCUAUCCCACACGAGAUGGGGACUUGAUCCUGUCAUACACACUGCCCAGUUUGUCCGUUCCCGAUCCUCGUUUCUGUUCACCUCGAUCCUCGCAGCAUCUGCACUGUUUCUCCCUUCCACAGACGCGCUCUCCAAACGCCUCUCUGUCCACUGUAAGAAGCUGGCAUACUAUGUGAUGGAGAAGCGCUAUAGAUCGCCAGAGAUCGUUCUCGCGUUUAUAAUCAACGUCCCGUGGAUGGCGCCUGGAAAGCACUGGGCUGACGACGAAACCUGCGCAUAUAUGGCUAUGGCCUUGUCCGUUGCGAUGGAUCUGUCGCUGAAUAAACUCAUUGUGCCUGCGCCAGGUUUCCCACAGCGCGAAAUCCCCGAUCACGUCCCCAAGUCGGACUGCAUCACUGCAAAAAAGGCAUUGUUGCUAGAUGGCUUCGAUGAUGUUGACCCAUACUCGAGUUGGGGCCAGCGGCUACUGCGAAGACGGGAGAGGAUAUGGCUCUCUCUAUUUGUGUUAGAUAGGGGGGUCUGUUUGGCGAGAGGGAGGACCUUCACAGUCCACAUGACUCCUCUCGUGGAGAGUUGCGACCAGUGGCACAUUUCGGACAUGGCGGAUACAUGGGAUCAGUCUAUCAUAUCCUCGACGGUACUGAGACGUGAUUUGGUAACUCUAAUCGCGGACAUCAAGUCUACGUGCGAUGUGGUGGCCGAUGGAGUUUCGAUUGUUCACGUCUUGAAAGACAUGAUUGAAGGAUUCUUCGAUCGAUGGUUCUCAGUCUGGGCUGUUGCUGUGGGGUCUAAGCACCAUGUCCUUCCACCCUACGUCGAGAUCCUCGUCUCCCACACCCGCCUAUCAACUUACAGCAGCGUCAUAAACCAUCCAACUGCGCCGGUCGAAGUGAAGCGCUUCUUCCGCGCCGCCGGUCUGUCAUCAGCAUUAAACGUCAUGCGGGCAGCCGUGCAAGGCGAAGGCCGCCUCAAGUCCAUGCCCAAUAACACCGCCAUUAUGAUAUCCUUUGCAGCAUGCUUUGCGCUGAGCAUCAGCACGAUGACCGAGGGAAACACUCUCAGCCUCGCACCCAGCAUCCGAAUUCUCGUCGAGGAAGCCGCCGGCAUGCUUGAGCGAAUCGGCUGCUCGCCGAGCCACCGCAACGGCACGUCGUCAUUGUAUGGCCGGCAUCUGCGCAAGAUUAUACGGAAUAAUUUCGCGGCACCGGAUAGGGACGUACCGGCCGCAGCACUACCAAUUGGACAAGAUGUCGCGGUUGGGGGGUACGACGCGCAGAACGGACAGAGCCUCGGAGGGUUCGCAGAGUUUCAACCGGUGUUGUUUUCAGCAAUGUCAAAUGAUCAGGUCACUGCGGCGAUCGAUUCGGCAUCGCAGGAGCUUGACGUGUGGCUGUCGACUUUUCAGAUGGACGAUAAUGCUGGGUUGGAUUGGUUGGAUUGGUAGGGAAGUCGCUAAAAUAGAUGAAGGCACCUCGGCGCCUAAGUCCCCAGCGCAAACCCCGAAGGAGGAAAUGACACCAGAGCCAAGAAGUGACAAAGAAGCCCAAACUAGAGAAGAAAGGCACCAGCGAAGGCGGCGGGCCCCGACAAUGCGGCAGAAGAAGGAGAUCACCCACCCCCAACUCGUCAGAUGAGGUUAGGGGUUCUUAUAUCGGGUAAAGGUAAGGGCGGGGUAAUGUGACAGCGAGAGAUGAAAGGUAAUCGUGUAUGUGAAUAUCUUGCUUAGUUGCUACAUAGUAGGCUCUAAUAAAGGCUCAUAAAUGACAGCCGACACUCGUAC